AUGGAAAAUAUCUACAAUAACACCACUUCACCCACAGAAGACUACUAUGAUACAAUCGUCCCUGUACUUCAGUACUACGAAAAGAUUAAUUUUAUUAUGUAUGUUUGCACAUGCAUAAUCAUCUCUAUUGGCCUCCCCUUGACUCUCGUGACCAUCUAUGCUCUUUACUCUCUGGUAGGUACAAUAUGACUUCACUAAUUUACUGUCUCUGUCAUGUUUCUGUAAAAUAGUGUGUCCAAAUUUAAUCAUGUGAGCCCGUACACACUGAGAACACUUACACUUAAAAUGCAAAAUAAGAAAAAGCAAAGGAGAGUCAGACAUAGUUGACUUUGUUUCCUACUUUGAUUUAAAAAUAAUUAAAGAAAGUGUGAAGUUUUGGAACCAUUUAUAAUAAGCAAACUAUGGAUGGACCUGAGCUGUGGAUGAGAAAAACGAUGCAAAAAAAAGUUUUUUUUUUCUUAACCCUUUGAUGCGCAACAUGGGUCAAAAAAGACCCGGCUGAGUUUAAAUUUUAUAUAUCUUUUCAAAAAAUUUAUUCCAUCAGUCAGUACUCAAGGAAUUCCUCAAUUAACUUGUUUUUGACGACCCUACAUCCUUAUGUUAAUUUUUCUUUUUUUACUUUUAGAAUAAAAACCGUUUUUGUAUCACUACCCCUCUAAUGCACAACAUGGGUCUAAAAUGACCCGUAUCCAUUUUCAAUGUUAUUUCAUGUAUAGCUGAGUGUUUCUAUGGUAUAUCUUUGACAUAAAUUAAUUUUAUCAUUCACUAUUCCAAGUAUGCAGUAAAGAUCUUGUUUUAGUUGAGCACAAAUAAUCAUUUUUAUUUUUCCUUUCUUACAUUAUGAGGAAGCACAGAUUUUGUAUUUCUACAUCAAGUUUACAUACAUGGGUCAGAAACGACCCACAUAUAGUGACUGUAGCAUUUAGCAUGAAAAGACCAUCUAAUACAUGUAAGUAUGGUUUUUCAAUUGUUCUGACAUUAUCUUAGAAAUUAUUUGAUGACAAUUGUGAAAUAUAAUCUUACAUAGAUUUGAUUUGAUUAGGUUUAGGUUACCUUGAGCGUGAGGACAUUACAUGUUGGAAAGUUACACAGUUACAGGUAAAACAGCUAGCGUUAUUUCAGCUAGCUAUAAUCAGACGCAUGUGUAUGUGACAAAAUGACAAAUAAACAUGUUGCUAAUACAAAAUACAAAAGUGUUUGGCCCAUAAACUGUAUAAAGAAUGGACAGCGUCUGCCUCCUUGCUGGGUGAAGCCGAGAACAGCACCCCCUGUUUACAGGCUGCAGUAUAGGUCAUAAAUCCCGCCUCCGCCAGCAAACCUUAUGGAGCUGUGGACAAACUUUAGAAAUUUAUUACACAGAACAUUAAUUUUUCUUCCCCCUGCUUGUGAUGUUGACAUGUAGUUAUUGUAAGACUGGUUUGUGCUCAAGUCCUCUUUUUUCUGUACAGCUCCGCUUUUAAAAGUUAUUAGGGGGUUCAUGUUUUCUAUGAUUGACACCUGCCAUAGACUGUAUAUAAGAUGGACAGAGUCUGCCUCCCCACCGGGUGAAGCCACUCCGAGAACAGCACCCUCUGUUGAUGGGCUGCAGUAUAGGUCAUAAAUCCCGCCUCCGCCAGCAAAGUUUAUGGAGCUGUGGACAAACUUUAGAAAUUUAUUACACAGAACAUAAAUUUUUAUCCCUCCUGAUUGUGAUGUUGACAUGUAGUUACUGUCAGACUGGUUUGUGCUCAAGUCCUCUUUUUUUCUGUGAAGCUCCAUUUUUAAAAGUUAUUAUGGGGGUUCAUGUUUGCUAUGAUUGACACCUGAUACAGCCUAUGGGCGUUCAGGGAUUGCGUAGCUCUCCCGGGGGAUAUGCUGUUUGAGCCGAGUGUCAUCACAGCGACUCUCUUCAACUGUGCGGCCAAAAGUGCGCAUUGCUACUGCACAGCGCUGGCUUCAGGAAAUGAAGAAAAAUCCUGGAAAUAUCGAAAGCUAUUUGGCUUCAAAUCUGUAUACAGGCAGUAGGCGGAACGAAGUUGUCCAUAGUAUAUACAGUCUAUGGAUACAGCCUAUGGGCGUUCAGGGAUUGCGUAGCUCUCCCGGGGGGAUACGCUGUUUGAGCCAAGCGUCAUCAUAGCGACUCUCAGCGACUGCGCGGCCGAAUGCACGCAUCGCAACUGCGCAGCUCUGGUUUCAGAAAUGUAGAAAAGUCCCGGAAAUACCAAGAGCUUUUUGGCUCCAAAUCCGUAAACAGGUGGUAGGCGGAACCAAGUUGUCCAUAGUAUAUGCAGUCUAUGGUUUGGCCCCACUCACUGCUAAUUUCAUUACUUGAAACAAAUUAUUAUUAUAGUGUUAGGUAAUUCAAUAUUAAAUCACACUUGAAUGAAGGGGUCGUUUUUGACCCAUGUGUGUAAACUUGAUGUAAUAAUAUAGAAACUAUAUUAUUUCAUAAAGUAUGAAAAGAAAAAUAGAAAUAAUGAUCAGUGGUGAUCAAAAACAAGAUAUUUAAAGAAUACUUGGAAUAUUCAAUCAGAAAACAAACUUAUUUCAAAAGAUAGAACAAAGAAAAACUCAGCCAGCAUGAAAUACCAUUGGAAAUGAAUGCGGGUCUUUUUAGACCCUUGUUGCGCAUUAGAGGGGGUGUGGAUAUGUUGCGCAUCAAAGGGUUAAUUUUGCACUCUGAGAAAAAAAAAUAGAAAUGCUAUGAACAACAUUGAAUCAUUGAAAAUGAAGUUAAAAAUACAAUUUUGUAUAAAAAAAAAAAGUCAUGAUGUUGGAAAAUAAUCCACAUUUUUUUUGGACAGACUGGUUUAGUCCAACAAAUCCAGUGAGAAAAGCUGACAGCCCAGUUGUUGGAGGAGGCAGACACCCUCACAUCAAACUUUCCUUUUGAGAUAUAGAGCUGAUAGUUAGGGCUGCUGAGGCGUGAGCCAGCUCUUAGUUGUGCUGCUAUACACUAAGACCGCUGGGAUAACUGGCACUGAGCUCCUGUCUUUCCCCCUCUCUCCUCAGGUGAGCAGGACUGUAGACAAUCUUAUUUACAUGAAAUAACAGGUCCUUCAUCCACAUUGAAGCACAGGUAUUUGUUUGUGCAACCACACACAUUCACAUAUACAAAAGAGGGAGGAGUUGUUCUGUUAUUUGGCCAGUAAAACUAUCACUAUGGGCUCUAUUUUCAUGCCCGCCGGCGGCGCAACAGGGUGGCACACCCCGCGCAGUGGUAUUUUAAGUUGGCAGAGUCCGGCGCACACCCAAUUUGGUAUUUUCGUAGACUGAGGCGUACCAAAGUCCGUCAAGCUGGGCGUGGUGGUGGGGGGAGGCGACGAUAGAAUCAGCUGGCGCAGUGACAUUUUGGUGCCUGUCAGCGGCGUGGAAAGUGCGCUGAAAGCUUCCCUGAUUCAAACCUGUCAGCUUUCAGUGCAGGCGGAUCGCAGCUGAUCUAGUGGUAUCUUGGUAGACCGGUGGCGUAGUGCACAUAUGUCACCGUUGCCUCACGGGCAGGUUUGUCAGGCACAUUUCAGUGCAAAAAUAAUCAUCAAUCAUUAAUAUAUGCAAUUUGAUUUGAUUGUCUUUAUUUGUGGAAAAGGUUGUUUUUCUUACUAGUGGGUAGCUGUGUGUGCAACCACACACAUUCACACAUACAAAGGAGGGAAAAGUUGUUCUGUUAUUUGAUCAGUGAAACUAUCAGUAUGUCUACAUGCACAGCUAAGUCAAGUUACAGUCGUAGCUCAAUCAAGCCAUAUAACUGGACUUCUGUCCUUGUUCCAGUCCAAAUGCACUAGACAAAAAUUGAACUAUUGACAGAAGCAUGACCAUGUCCACGAUGGUAGGUGACACCCUCCUUCAACUGUUACAAUAAGUGCAUCUCCCAAUUGACAUAUUAUGUUUCAAAACAGUCAGUAAAAAGCAUUAGUGAGAGGCAGACCAACAAAAAAUGUCCUUUUUACAGCCCUGUAAAGUUGUUUCUACAACAAGAAAGUUUUGUCUUUUUACUUUCUUUCUUUGUACGCAUAAUCUAUCAGUCGGUUUCAGUCUGACUGAGCCGUAUAAAUGAUGGAGAAAAUCGAUCCCCAACUGCAUCAUCUAGUCCAGUUAGUAAGACUAUCAGAAGUUUGAUUUAGUUUAAUCUCAGUCAUAUAAACAAACUGUAUGUACAGUCAGAACUUAUGACACAGUUAUAUGCACUUUUUUUUUUCCAUAUCACAGGAUGCUUUUGGGUGUUACAACAGUUUCCGGGGUUGGUCUUAUCAGGACACAAUCUUGUUUGCAUCAUAAACUUAUGUGAACAAGAUUGCUGAAACCUUUGAAGUGAAACAAACAUCCAGAAAACUUGAAAGGAUAUGGUUCUUCACAGAUGACACUCAACUAUACCUACUACUGAAACCAGGAUAAAUCUGGGAGUUUUCUCUGACCAGGAUAUAUCCUUUAACUUCCAGAAUCAACAUGUCUAGAACUGCCUUAUUUCACCUGUGCAACUGUUUAAAAUUCAGAAAACCUCCUGCCUCUGAACGGCACAGAAAAUUUAGUCUAUACAUUUGUCGCCUCUCGGUUGGAUUGCUAUGAUUCCCUUUUAUCAGACUGCCUGUCUUUCGAGACUUUUCUGGUGGUCUAAAAUGCUGCAGCCAAAGUACUGACCAGGACCAGAACAGAGAGCACAUCUUCCCUUUAUAAGCUCCUUUACACUAGCUUCCCAUGAAAUCUAAGGUAGAAAUUAAAAUUCUUCUUUUAAACUACAAAACUCUUCAUGGUCAGGAACCAUCAUGUCUUACAGAGCUCGUAGUUCCCUGUUACCCCACCAGAACAUUGCAGUCCCAGUAUACAGGCCUGCUCAUUGUACCUAAAGUCUCUACAUGCAUCAAUCUCACCUCUUUCCAUCUCUCUGAAUCUCUCUAUUGCUAAGUUUUUCCCUUUCCCCCCUUGCUAAAUGCUACAAAGUGCAGCACUCACAUGGUUGAAGAUUGGAUUGGAUUGGAGUGGGUCUGAUCUUACAAGAUGGAGCUCAAUCUUAUCCAAUCUUUAUAUUGGGUCUUUUUAAAAAGAGUCUGGUUAAGACCAGCUUUUCUUUUGUUUGUUUGAUGGAUUGGUUAAUUGAAACUGGAACUUAAUUCACACACAGACAUCAGCUGAACAGAGAGUGGGGCAGACAGGUAGAGGCACCAAAUAGCACAAAUCACACUCUGAUAGGCCCAAAUGCUGACACCAGAGACAAGCAACAGUUCACAAAUACUUAAUACAGCUUACUCGCAUCCAAUAUGUUUUGUGACGUUUUUCUUCAAACUCAAAGAGUCCUCUGCAAACUCACAGCUGUCAAUUGCUUGACCCCAAUAAAUCUUGAGUAAUAUAUACAGUGGAUAUAAAAAGUCUACACACCCCUGUUUAACUGCCAGGGUUUUGUCAUGUAAAAAAGUUUAAUCUAGAUAAAUAAUUUCACAACUUCUUCCACCUUUAAUGUGACCUAUGACCUGUACAACACAAUUGAAAAACAAACAGAAAUCUUUCAAGGAGGUGAAGUAAACAUAAAUAAUUGAGAUUAUGUGGUUGCAUAAGUGUGGGGAUGUGGCUGUGUUCAGAUUUAACCAAUAAGAUUCAAACUCAGGUUAAAUUGGAGUCAGCAUACACCUGUCACCAAUUAAAGUGCCUCUGAUCAACCCCAAAUAAAGUUCAGCUGUUCUAGUAGUCUUUUCCUGACAUUUUUGUAGCCACAUCUUCCAGCACAAGCCAUGGUCUGCAGAGAGCUUCCAAAGUAUCAGAGGGAUCUCAUUAUUCAAAGAUAUCAGUCAGGUGAGGGCUACAAAAGAAUUUCCAAGGAAUUAAAUAUACCAUGGAACACAGUGAAGACCAUUAUCAUCAAGUGGAGAAAAUAUGGCACAACAGUGACAUUACCAGGACGUCGGUCCAAAAUUGAUGAUAAAACAAGAAGAAAACUGGUCAGGGAGGCUACCAAGAGGCCGACAGCAACACUGAGGGGGCUGCAGGAAUUUCUGGCAAGUGCUGGCUGUGUAGUACAUGUGACAAAAAUCUCCCGCUGUCUUUAAAUGUCUGGGCUAUGGGGUAGGGUGGCAAGACAGAAACCUUAUCUUACAAAGAAAAACAUCAAAGCCUGGCUUAAUUUUGCAAAAAGACAUCUGAAAUCUCCCAAACGCAUGUGGGAAAAUGUGUUAUGGUCUGAUGUAACCAAAGUUGAACUUUUUGGGCAUCAUUGCAAAAGGAAUAUUUGGUGCAAAAUCAACACUGCUCAUCACCAAAAGAACACCAUACCUACAGUGAAGCAUGGCCGUGGCAGCAUCAUGCUUUGGGGCUGUUUUUCUUCAGCUGGAGCUGGUGCCUUAGUCAGGGUGGAGGGAAUUAUGAACAGUUCCAAAUACCAGUCAGUGUUGGCACAAAACCUUCAGCCUUCUGCUAGAAAGCUGAAGAUGAAGAGGAACUUCAUCUUUCAGCACAACAAUGACCCGAAGAACACAUCUAAAUCAACAAAAGAAUGGCUUCACCAGAAUAAGAUUGAGGCUUUGGAAUCAGAGGGAUCUCUGAAUCCCAUUGAACAUUUGUGGGGUGAUCUGAAGAGGGCUGUGCACAGGAGAUGCCCUCGCAAUCUGUCAGAUUUGGAGCGGUUUUGCAAAGAAAAGUGGGCAAAUAUUGCCACAUCAAGAUGUGCCACGCUGAUAGACUCCUACCCAAAAAGACUGGGUGCUGUAAUAAAAGCCAAAGGUGCUGCAACAAAGUAUUAGUUUAAGGGUGUGCAUAUUAUGCAACCAGGUUAUUUUAACUCCUCUAUUUUUUAUUUUUCCCCUUUAAAGGUUUCAGUUUGUUUUUCAAUUGCAUUGUACAGGUUAUAGGUCACAUCAAAGGUGGAAAAAGUUAUGAAAAUAUUUAUCUUGCUGUCAUUUUCUUACAUUGCGAAAACCUGGCAGUUGAACAGGGGUGUGUAGACUUUUUCUAUCCACUGUAGAUCGACUCCAUGAACACAGCUUCUCUAAUUAUUUGGCCAAUUUUGAUCAUUAAACUCUAAUGUUACUGCUGCACUAAAUCUUGAGUUCAGUCUUGUCAGUGUGUAAUGAGCAUUAUUUUACACAAAAAUGUAUGAGUGGUCAUAAGAGCACGAGAUAUAAUUGUUAAAGGAUGAUUUAACAAUUGUUUAUUUACUUUUCUUGUAGGUGAGAAAGGAUCAAGUUUCACCGAUCUACAUCAUCAACCUUCUCAUUUCAGACAUCAUUCAGUUCUCAAUCAUGAUCGUGUGGGUCUUAGACCCCAUGGAAGAAAUAGAAGAAAUGGAAGAAAUGGCUGUUCCAUUUGUGGAUAGAAUCUAUGAGUGUGGAAUAAUGACCAGUGUUUGCUUCAUGGUGUGUGUCUCUCUGGAAAGGUAACUAUCUAAAGUUUACAUGUGCACUACUUCAGUGUUUGAAAGUUAUGUUCUUUUAUUUUCCUGCACCUUCUCAGAGACUGUGUGUCUUUCUCAAACUGCAGGUACUUGGUCAUCGUCCACCCAUUAUGGUACCGCUACAAACGCACUAUAAAGACUUCUGUGACAGUCUGUGUCAUGGUCUGGGUCACAACUAUUGUCUUCACCUUUGCUGUGUUCCCCUGGGUUGAUGAUUUAGUCGAAAGACUCACCAUUUCCAUUUUCCUCCUCCUUCCUUUUCCACUGUUUAUAUUCUUCCUGGUCAGGACCUAUAAAGCCCUCUCUGCCUCUGUCUCUGUCCCUUCUGAGGAAAAACGAAGAAUUGUGGGAAUGCUGGUCUCUGUGCUCCUCAUUUACACACUUCUGUUUCUGCCCAGCAUUAUCUGGCUCUUGACAGAGGGGGGGUGGGAAUAUGAACUCACUCUUGGUAGUUUGUCCGGUCUGUUCUUUAAGUUGAGUCCUCUUGCAGACUUAGUUCUGUAUAUUUUCAUUAGAAAGGCCACCAUGGGCAAGCUGUUGGCCUCUGUGUGUUGUUGCAAAGCGGAGAGCAAUGACAGUCACACAUCUGCAGUGAAUAUUGACAACAUUUAGCUGGAGAGCUUCAUACAGACAAAGACAAAGAAGAGACCAAGAUUUUCUUAAGCACCGAUGUAACUAGUGUAUAUCCAGAAUACACAUCCAUUCCUCUCAAAACCUGAUUAUUUUGUUAAUUCUUCUUUUUUUAAUAACAUCACAUACAGUUAUUGAUCUUUAAGCAAUAAAACUUUUAAUUGUGCAGUUUUUGUUGUCAACACGCUAGUUUUCAGAGUUGAUUUAAAAACCUUUCUUCUGUAUUAUUUUGUGCUUAAAAAAAAAACUGUAAAAUAUUACAAGUUGUAUAGCACAUAGGUCAUAUCAUAUAGCUUGCUAACUAAAUAUUAUUUUUAACCUGGCAUCUUUUAUUUUGCAUGUCUUCCUCUUGUAUCCAUAAAUGAUGUAUUUUACAUUUUGUGAAUCACUUUGCAAUGCAGUUUUUCAUUAAAGCUCUGAAAACUUGUAUAUUAUUGUUAUGAUUCUUCUUGACUCUGCUAAGUACCAGAUGUUAUUUGAAAUGUGUCAGAAAUCAGAUAUCAAGAUCUGAGCUAUGCUGCGCACUUGACAGCUUCAAAUUCCCUGUGCUGACCACAUCUACAACCACACUCACACAGAUAGCAGUGCACGGUGAGGCCUCUCGUGAGAGUGAAAACUUGUUCAGUCUUCAAGUAAAAGGCAAAAGAAAUUGCUCAGAGAUAAAAUAAGGACAGCCCUGAAUAGCACCACAACCACACAACUUAUCAGCAGAUCUAUUUUUCUUUUCGUGUGAGGGUUCAAAGGUCUCAAAGACAACUUAUUUAAAAUGCAAUUGUCUACAGAUAAAUACGUCAAAAUUGGCUUACCUGUAAUAUGAUACGAUCUAUAAAUUAAAUUACUUUUGCAGCUUUUACUGUGAGUCCAUACCUCACACCAUUUACUCAGUCAGAUUAGAAUACUCUGUCAGCAUUUAAUGCAAAGGAUCUUCCACCAAUGAGCUUUACAACAAGGUUGAAGAGAGAAAUACAAGAAACAAUAUGCAUAGAAUUAACUUUAUAAAGCAUGAUUUACAUCAGACACAGGACAUAGAAAUAAACACCUUAGAUUUCCUUUUGCAUAUCAGGAGCACAGAGCAACUUUGGGUAUUUGAGCCUAGCAGCAAUGUAAAAGAAAUCCCCCUUUGAUUCCUAAAUAGCAUGCACAACAUCACAGCGUCUUUCGUAACAGAUUUUAAUCUAAUGUGGCUCAUUCUAUGUGGCUUAUUUCUAACCGCAUCCAGCUGCACUGUGAUUACCCAAGCAGAGGUACAGUUCAUGGUCUUAAGAAACCCCUUAUAUAAAAUACAAUGUAAAAUAUGAAAUUGGGACUGAAAGCUUACAGCAGAUCAGGCAGCUGAUUUAAGUUUAAGACAUUGGGCUCUAUUUUCGUUCGCGCCGGUGAGGCGGCGGAGGGCGGCGAGCCCCGCGCAGUUGUAUUUUCGUCUGGCGGAGCCCAGCGUAAGGCCAAUUUGGUAUUUUCGUGGCAUGAGCCGCACGGAGGCGAGCCAAGAUCCGCCAAGCUGGGCGUGGUGGUGUGGCAGGGGGAGGUGUUGACAGAAUCAGCUGGCGCAGUGACAUUUUCGUGCUCGCCAACGGCGUGUAAAGUGCGCUGAAAGCUCGCCGAUUCAAACCUGGUCAGCUUUCAGCGCAAGGCGGAACGCAGCUGGUCUUGUAGUAUUUUGGUAGACCGGCGGCGUAUCGACAUACGUCACUGAUGCCUCACCGGCAGGUUUCCACAGUGUCAGGCAGAUUUCAGUGCAAUAAAUAAUCAUCAACAACUAUUAAUCUGAGUCAGCACAUAUAUUUAGAUCUAUAUAGAUAUAUUCUGAUCUAUAUCUGAUCUGAUGAGCGCGUUUGGCACGCGUUUGGACACACAACCUGACCGAAUCAACACAGCUGAAACCGCAUCAAAUUAAAUUAAAUAUCUAGUAAAUAAACACACAUGAUGAAGUUAACAAGAUAUGUAAUUCGUCUCCCUCCUUUUCUUUCUUCCUCUUCCUCUUAUUUCUCGCGCAGCUCGACCUGGACACGUCUCCGUGUCCUCUGUCCGUCUUGCUGCUGCUGCGACUGAACAGAUGAUUUGUUUCAGUGCUCAGAUGCGUGAUCUACUUUAAGCCGACAUACGGAUAUUAUAAUAUUCAGUUUUGUGAGCCAAAUUUAUUUUAUAUGCCAACAUCUAUGAAAGAAAGAGCCAGGCCACGGAGCGCGAUGCGUCAUUUACGCACAGAUGGUUCCAAUUUUAAUGCCAUUUUUGGAAUUUAUGGUGUGAUCUGUGCGCACAACUCAUCUUUGUCAUAUGGGAUUUAAAUAUAUGCAGCACAUACAUUUAGAUCUACAGUACAUUUUGAUGUAUAUCUAUAGGAGCGCGUUUGGCACGCCUAAUUGCCACUCCACCUGACCGACUAACACAGCUGAAACUCUGAUGCAAACUAACUACUUCACGUCUCUCUACCAACCACAAACAGCUUCGUCAUCACAGAGAGAGUAUAUAUUUGGCAUGUCAUCUCAGAACACUGAGAAAAGAAUCAACGCACACUGAAGCAAAGUAAGUUAUGACCGUUGUUCUCAAGAUUUACAUGCAGCAUGUGAUCUCACAGCUACAAAUUUAAUAAUUUCCAUGCUUAACAUUAUCUACAAAGAUGGAGUACAUAAUUGCAAGGAGGUGGAGGAGGAGGAGGAGAAAUUACAGAGAGAGGGUGAUUCAUCACAGGGCAUCAUAUUUAACCUUAACAGAGCAGGAAUGCAGGUGGGCCACAUGGAUAACGCCUCCAACACCGUGUUCAAUACAACUGCCUUUUAACAAUCUACUAUUUUCCUUGACACAGGACCAAAUUACACCUGCCUCGUGAGGUGGUCCACGCGAUAACACGGAUUGUGGCCUCAGAUGCGGACCCCGGUGGCCCAUGCGCUCUCCCAGUUGCUGUGAGGGUGACAGCGGCUCUGACUUUCUUCGCCACCGGGUCUUUCCAGCAUACCGUGGCUUCGGUGGUAGGGAUAAGUCAGGCCGCUGUCAGUUUGGCCAUACAUGCAGUGUCCACCAGUCUAGUCCGACACGCAAAUGAGCACAUCAUUUUCCCAUCAUCACCUGAAAGCCAGCUGGAAACGAAGCGAGGGUUCUUGUUGAAAUAUGGAUUCCCUGGGGUCCUUGGAGCAAUUGACUGCACACAUGUGCAGUUGCGCGCACCAGAGACCCAAGCCCUCAUUUAUGUGAAUCGUAAGGGAGUCCACUCCAUUAAUAUCCAGGUGAUUUGUGACUCAAAUUGCCUGGUGACAAACGUGUACGCUAAUUACCCCGGGUCUGCACAUGAUUCAUUCAUCCUGGCGAAUUCUAUCAUCCCUACAGUCUUUCAGGGGGACACCCCUCUGGAUGGGUGGCUGCUAGGUGAUAACGGCUAUCCACUGAAAACGUGGUUGAUGACGCCAUACAUUACACCUUCAACAAGACAGCAACGUGUUUUUAACAGUGUCUUCAGCAGUGCUAGGUCAGUCAUUGAACGUACUUUUGGAAUCCUCAAAAUGCGUUUCAGAUGUCUGGACCGGUCAGGUGGUUCAUUAACAUACAGCCCACAGAGUGUCGGUGCAUUCUUUGUGGCAUGUUGUGUUUUACACAACAUAGCUAUACGCCAUGGAUGCCACUACGACCUCGCCGAGGACACAUUACUGGACUUUAGACAGAGAGAGGCCGAAUUGCAUGUGCCAUGUCAGCAGGGAGAGCAGCAGAGCGCGCAGGUGAGGAGGGACCGCCUCGCAGCACAGCUCUGCCCUUAAGUGUGAGUAUUUGCUUUCAUUCAUUUAUACACUUUUUGUAAUUAUCCACAUUAAAACAUCCAAUAAAUAGUCAAACAUGAUUGCAUUAACAAGUGUUUUUAUUGUGUUUCUCCCCUCCCAACCCCCCUUCUUCUUCUUCUUCUUCCUCCUCCUCCUCCUCCUCUUGGGUCUGGACGCUGCAGUCGGUCAGUCAACCCAGGGGGCCGCCCCCCUCUUGUGCGCGGCCUCAGCGGCCACCUGGGACAGGCGGGGGCGGAUGAUUCUGCUGGUGGCAGCAGCCUUUCGGCUACCUGGACCAGCCGCUGCAGUGUCGCAACACCAGCGGCUAAGGGGAGCAGGCUGACCUGGAGGACCUCCUGGAGAGCCUUCACCUGGGCCUCCAGCGACCCAAGCCGCGUCCCCAUCGACCCCAGCUCCCUCUCCAACAUCAGAAAACCAGCCCGCUGGGUGUCCAGGAAGGGCUGGUCCUACCGCUGAACGCGGUUUCGUCUCCGACCCCGUGUUGCCGGCUCGUCUCCACGUCCUACCCCCUCCCGCGUCUCCGGCACCGGCUCCGGCUCCCCCUGGUCCUCCUCCUCGCGGUCGUCUUCGUCCUCUCCCUCCUUCUCCUCCCCCCCGACCACCUGCUGCUGCUGUUCUUCCUCCUCCUCCUCCUCCUCCUCCCUUGUGGUGUGCUGCUGCCGCGACGGCGGCAAUUCUGCCGAGGCUGACCAAAAAUUUUAUUUUAGUAAAUCACAGAAAUUCUUUUUUAAAAAAUGUUAAUACUUUCAUUUAGAAUAAAGAAGUUAGAAAUUGUGUGAGCAAAGUUCAUUUCAGAUGCAAACAUUAGCGGAAAGGGGGAGAAAAUACAAUCAGGCUUUGUUUGAUCCGUCUUUACGCACAGGUGGUUCCGAUUUCAAUCCCAUUACGCAUGGCAUUUUUUCAGAUCACCUGUGCACACAACACACCUUAGUAACACGUGGUUAAAUAUACAUGUUAGUGUCUUUAUUUGUGGAAAAGAAUGUUUGUCUUACCCGUGAGUCCAACCUCAGAGACACCAAACCCCUCGAUACUAAUUUUGGGGAGUGUGGAGGACGCCACGUCCUCCGCAGGGCUCAGCACCACACUCGUUGAGGGGCCGCCUCCGGUCGUUGCAGUCUGGCGACGGUGUUGGGAUAAUUUAAGUUUAGCCCGUCGUCUAACAUCAUUGAACCGCUUUUUGCAUUGCGCAGCGGUUCUCAGCACGUCCGGGCAAACAUGAUUGACAGCAGCACUUACCUCUUCCCAGGCUGCUUUCGCAUCAUCGACCCGUGGAGGUCUGUUCGCGUGACCGUAUAUCCGGCCACUGCGAGACUGGACCUCCCGGACCAGAGCAUCAGUUUCCUCCUGAGAGAAGUUCGGCUGUCUCGCACUCGUUUCCAUCUCGGCCAUCUGUGAGUCUGCUGCACGAAAAUGCCAAUGCGCCUCGCCGACGGCGGAUUUAAAGGCGAGGAGAGGCAGUUAUUUGAUUGGCGCAAAUUGGACUCGGCUGUGUUAAACCCACUUCACACCCACUGUCCUUCCCCCCACGACGUAUGCUGCUGGGAGGAGCUGAGUUAGGGAGGGGGGAUACUUACGCCGGGCUGCGCGGCCCACCAAAAUACCAAAAUGUGCUUGGGAACGCCUUGUCAGCGCGGCGGAUCUGAUUGACGCUGCGCUUGUGGCAGAUCUCCGGCGAAGCACCAAAAUAGAGCCCAUUGUGUUGGUCAAAGUGACAGUAGGAUUUUGAGUUCAUAGAAAACCGAAAGACUCCCCACAGCUGUAGUCUCCACCUGUGCAGAAUACACGACUACUUUAAAGCCAUAGUGUGUAACUUCUGUCAACCCCCUAGAGCAGUAGAUCUCAAGUCCAGUCCUCAAGCCCCCCCCCCCCCGGUCUGUUCGCGUGACCGUAUAUCCGGCCACUGCGAGACUGGACCUCCCGGACCAGAGCAUCAGUUUCCUCCUGAGAGAAGUUCGGCUGUCUCGCACUCGUUUCCAUCUCGGCCAUCUGUGAGUCUGCUGCACGAAAAUGCCAAUGCGCCUCGCCGACGGCGGAUUUAAAGGCGAGGAGAGGCAGUUAUUUGAUUGGCGCAAAUUGGACUCGGCUGUGUUAAACCCACUUCACACCCACUGUCCUUCCCCCCACGACGUAUGCUGCUGGGAGGAGCUGAGUUAGGGAGGGGGGAUACUUACGCCGGGCUGCGCGGCCCACCAAAAUACCAAAAUGUGCUUGGGAACGCCUUGUCAGCGCGGCGGAUCUGAUUGACGCUGCGCUUGUGGCAGAUCUCCGGCGAAGCACCAAAAUAGAGCCCAUUGUGUUGGUCAAAGUGACAGUAGGAUUUUGAGUUCAUAGAAAACCGAAAGACUCCCCACAGCUGUAGUCUCCACCUGUGCAGAAUACACGACUACUUUAAAGCCAUAGUGUGUAACUUCUGUCAACCCCCUAGAGCAGUAGAUCUCAAGUCCAGUCCUCAAGCCCCCCCCCCAUCCUGCAUGUUUUGGAUGUUUCCCUUCUCCAACACACCUGGUUCAAAUAAUCAGCUCGUUAUCAAGCUCUGAAAUGGCUUGAUAACGAGCUGAUCAUUUAAAUCAGGUGUGUUGGAGCAGGGAAACAUCCAAAACAUGCAGGACAGGGGGCCUUGAGGACUGGACUUGAGAACCACUGAUCUAGAGGAUUUCUGCGUUAGUACAACGAUACGGCCGGCACCUCAAUAUGACGUAUGCACAUCACACUCAGUAACACUCACCAGACACAGCAUACUGUUCAUCAUGGUACACGGACUGUAACUGUCUACACAACAUGUAGGCUACUAAAGUUAUUCAUCACAGCACACAGACCCCCUUCUCAGUAGAAUCCACCUCUGAACCUCUUGGUCACUUUGGUUUUACCCUCCCUUCUUGUUGUCAGGUAAAACCAAGUAGAAUGUGUUAUUUUCUGUGAGCCACUGUAGGAAUGUUGCCCCUCAACAUCAAAUACAAAAAGAACUGAGAAAUACUGUGAUAUUUUCCUGUUAUUUGAAUUCACGAAUAAAAAAAGGCAUUUUAAUAAUCCUUUAAUGCCAAGAAAUAACUUUGACUUGAAAAACAAUAAUAUGCCACUAGAUCCCUUUUUCCUCAACAAAAGAAACUCUAACCUGCUGAAGUAAAUAAGUAAAACAUGGCGCAGGCGCGGCGUAAGUCGCCGACAAAGCAUUCUCAAGCACAAUUUGGUAUUUUGGUGAGCGGCGCAGCCCAGCAUAAGUAUCCCCCCACCCUUACUCAGCUCCUCCCAGCGGUGUCAGUCAUAGGGAGGGAGGAGAGAGGGCGUAGAGUGGGUUUAACACAGCCAAGACCUGUAUCGACCAAUAACAUCAGCUCCUCUCCUCACCUUUAAAUCCGCCACCGGUGAGGUGUAUUACAAUUUUCGUGAAGUAGUCAAAGAGAUCAAGAGAUGUCUGAAGACAGUAAUGCCACACAAUGGCGACAGAAGGCAGCUCCUCAACAAGUGACGCUGUAAGCGCCGCAGAGGGCAUCCUGCACACUCUCUCAUAUGAGCACAGAUGGAUUUAGUAUGUGUAAUGUUGGACCCCCUGGUAAGACAAACACCCUUUUAGGUGUCACUUGGGUGUCACUCACAUAAAGUUGCACAUAUUCAAAUCUCACGUGAUAAAGGUGGGUUGUGCGCAGAGAUCACAACAUAAAUUCCAAUGUUUCAGUUUCGGCUGUGUUGAUUCAGUCAGGUUGUGUGUCCAAACGCGUGACAAACGCGCUCAUCAGAUCAGAUAAAGAUCAGAAUAUAUCUAUAUAGAUCUAAAUGUAUGUGCUGACUUAGAUAAUUAGUUGUCGUUGAUUAUUCAUUGCGCUGAAAUGUGCCUGACGCUUUGGAAACCUGCUGGUGAGGCAUCUGUGACGUGUGCCGAUACGCCGGUCUACCAAAAUACCACUAGACCAGCUGCACUCCGCCUGCGCCAACCAGGUUUGAAUCGGCGAGCUUUCAGCGCACUUUUUUUCAGCAGUUUGGCCCCAUAAAGAGGAAACCUGAUAUCAAGUCUACUUGAUAUCAGGUUUCAUCAUCUCCUCAUCUCACUCUCAUGCACAAACUUGAGAUUCAUUAACUAAGAGCUGCUGAGCUCAACUCAAAACUCCAAAAAGGCAAUUUAGGUGAACUUGAUAUGCGCACAGUAAACUUAAAGAGCCGUGUGAGACAGAGGACAACGUCACAUCAGAGAUCUUAAAAAUUAAAUGAAAUGUUUUGUUGUAUGAAGUGCAAAUACACUAAUCUUGAAUCAACUCAUAUUUACAGCCUUCAGGUGAUGUACACAACUGAAAAUCAUCCAGUACAAACAAAUAAAAAUCUAUGUGAAAUAAAAUAUGUUUGUCUCUUUGGAGUAGGACAUGCAUAAUGAUUUUAGUAACGUGAAAAAAGGUUUUUCCUUAUCACACACACACAGUUUGUGCUUAUGCAAUUUCUGCCUUCCCCAGUAAACACGAGGUCAACAGUGACAAAUUGUUUUUUGACUUCCUUUGAAGAAAAGUGAAGCAUCAUUAUAAACCUGAUGAGUGUGAUAGACAGUUUGGAAGCAAGGAAACAUCAGACACUGGUGCAAAGACUUCAUUCAGGUGAGAUCUAAAAAACAUUUUUUUUUUUCUCCUUGUGAAUAAAUUUAGAGUUUUCUCAUUUGCAGUCACUGAACUGUAUCUCAUGAGGAGUGUUCAUGAAGAUCUUUCUUUUAUUUAGCUAACAAUACUAGCUAAAGCAUGAAAAUAAUUUUUGUGGGUUUGUGAUUAUUGAUAACACUCCUCCUGCAGGUUACAGUUACAUUAUCGAAGACGGAUAACAGUUAAAAACAAAAUGAUGAUAUCGUGAAAAAAUUAAUGAAAAAUAAACAUUUGUUUUUUUUAACUCAACACAGACUACAUAUCUGAAAAAAAUAAAUCAAAUUCUACAACCACAAAUACCCUUUAAGUUCUAACUCUGUUACGCCAUUAAUACUGGACUGGCAACCAAACUUUGAAUGAACUAAACAAAAAGGGGAGCAGUAGCGUUUUAUCUAUUUCUUACUAAUUUGUGGAGAUCAUGGCCUUGUUUGUGUGUAUAAUUUUUUUGUAGACUCUGAAGAAUGGAAAAUAUCUACAAUAACACCACUUCACCAUCAGAAAACCAUAACGAUACUAUCGUCUCUGAAGAUCAGUUAAACGGGGAGAUUAAAUCUUUUAUGUAUGUUUGUACAUGCAUAAUCAUCUCUAUUGGCCUCCCCUUGACUCUUGUGACCAUCUAUGCUCUUUACUCUCUGGUAGGUACAAUAUGACUUCACUAAUUUACUGUCACCGUCAUGUUUCUGUGAGUUAGUGUGUCUGUCUGUACAGGAUCUGGAUCUGGAUUUAAUUUUAACUUUUGCAUUGACCCAAAUUUAAUCAUGUGAGCCCUUACACAUUGAGAACACUUACACUUAAAAUGCAAAAUAAGAAAAAGCAAAGGAAAGUCAGACAUUGUUGACUUUGUUUCCUACUUUGAUUUAAAAAUAAUUAAAGAAAGUGUGAAGUUUUGGAAGCAUUUAUGAUAAGCAAACUAUGGAUGAGUACCUGAGUUGUGGAUGAGAAAAACUAUGCAAAAAAAAAAAAACAAAAACAAAAACAAAAUUCUUAAUUUUGCACUCUGAGAAAAAAAAGUAGAAAUGCUAUAAACGAUAUUGAAUCAUUAAAAAUGAAGUAAAAAAUACAAUUUUGUAAAAAAAAAAAAAAAAAAGUCAUGAUAUUGGAAAAUAAUCCACAUUACUUUUGACAGACUGGUUUAGUCCAAUAAAUCCAGUGAGCAAAGCUGACAGCCCAGUUGCUGGAGGAGGCAGACUCCCUCACUUAAAACUUCCCUUUGAGAUAUAGGGCUGAUUGUUAGGGCUGCUGAGGCUUGAGCCAGCUCUUAGUUGUGCUGGAUUUCCUGAAUCCAGCGCUGCGCAAUAGCAAUGCGCGCAUCUGGCCGUGCAGUCGCAGAGAGUCGCUGUGUUGAGGCUCGGCUCAAACAGCGUAUCCCCCGGGAGAGCUACACGAUCCCUGAACGCCCAUAGGCUGUAUCAGGUGUCUAUCAUAGCAAACAUGAACCCUCUAAUAACUUUUAAAAACGGAGCUUCACAGAAAAAAGAGGACUUGAGCACAAACCAGUCUUACAAUAACUGCAUGUCAACAUCACAACCAAGGGGGAGAAAAAAUUAUGUUCUGUGUAAUAAACUUUGGACACUCAACCUGACUGAAUUAACACCUGAAACCGCAUUAAAUUAAAUACCCAGUAAACAAUGAUGAAGCUAACAAGAUAUUUAAUUUGUACCCUCUUUUUCUCUCUCCCUCUUUUUUCUCCUGCAGCUCGACCUGGACAUGUCUCCGUGUCCUCUCCCCAACCUGCUGCUGCUGCAGCAGCAAAGCUAAACAGAUUAUUUAGUUUUAGUGAUCAGAUGAGUUAUUGACUUAAAAAAUUUGAACAAAAAUUAAAAUAAACUUUCAUUUAAAAUAACUUGCAUAUCUGAUGUUGUCACAUCCAUAAAAACUCUGUGAAUAUUUAGGCCAGAGUCAGGCUCACAUACGAAUAUUAAAAUAAUUAGUUAUGCAAGUUUAUUUUUUACGCCAAAGAGCCAGGCCCCGGAGCAGAACAAAUAAACGCUGGGAAGUAAUGCACUCAAAGACACAUAACAAUCUGGCAAAGACUGAGAGAUGAGGGGAGUUAAAAUACACAAAGGGCUUUAUUUUCGUGCCUUGCCGGCGGCAUGGCACAGGACACAUGACACCAGAGGCACAGGAAUAAUAUUUGCUUACUCGCAUCCAAUAUGUUUUGUGACGUUUUUCUUCAAACUCAAAGAGUCCUCUGCAAACUCACAGCUGGCAAUUGCUUGACCCCAAUAAAUCUUGAGUAAUAUAUACAGUGGGUAUAAAAAGUCUACACACCCCUGUGUAACUGCCAGGUUUUUGUCAUGUAAAAAAUGUAAUCAAGAUAAAUAAUUUCACAACUUCUUCCACCUUUAAUGUGACCUAUGACCUGUACAACACAAUUGAAAAACAAACAGAACUCUUUCAGGGAGGUGAAGUAAACAUAAAUAACUGAGAUCAUGUGGUUGCAUAAAUGUGGGGGUGUGGCUGUGUUCAGAUUUAACCAAUAAGAUUCAAACUCAGGUUAAAUUGGAGUCAGCAUACGCCUGUCACCAAUUAAAGUGCCUCUGAUCAACCCCAAAUAAAGUUCAGCUGUUCUAGUAGUCUUUUCCUGACAUUUUUGUAGCCACAUCUUCCAGCACAAGCCAUGGUCUGCAGAGAACUUCCAAAGUAUCAGAGGGAUCUCAUUAUUCAAAGAUAUCAGUCAGGUGAGGGCUACAAAAGAAUUUCCAAGGACUUAAAUAUCCCAUGGAACACAGUUAAGACCAUUAUCAUCAAGUGGAGAAAAUAUGGCACAACAGUGACAUUACCAGGACGUCGGUCCAAAAUUGAUGAUAAAACAAGAAGAAAACUGGUCAGGGAGGCUACCAAGAGGCCGACAGCAACACUGAGGGGGCUGCAGGAAUUUCUGGCAAGUGCUGGCUGUGUAGUACAUGUGACAAAAAUCUCCCGCUGUCUUUAAAUGUCUGGGCUAUGGGGUAGGGUGGCAAGACGGAAGCCUUAUCUUACAAAGAAAAACAUCAAAGCCCAGCUUAAUUUUGCAAAAAGACAUCUGAAAUCUCCCAAACGCAUGUGGGAAAAUGUGUAAUGGUCUGAUGUAACCAAAGUUGAACUUUUGGGACAUCAUUGCACGAGGUAUAUUUGGUGCAAAAUCAACACUGCUCAUCACCAAAAGAACACCAUACCUACAAUGAAGCAUGGUGGUGGCAGCAUCAUGCUUUGGGGCUGUUUUUCUUCAGCUGGAGCUGGUGCCUUAGUCAGAGUGGAGGGAAUUAUGAACAGUUCCAAAUACCAGUCAGUGUUAACACAACACCUACGGCCUUCUGCUAGAAAGCUGAAGAUGAAGAGGAACUUCAUCUUUCAGCACAACAAUGACCCGAAGAACACAUCUAAAUCAACAAAAGAAUGGCUUCACCAGAAUAAGAUUGAGGCUUUGGAAUCAGAGGGAUCUCUGAAUCCCAUUGAACAUUUGUGGGGUGAUCUGAAGAGGGCUGUGCACAGGAGAUGCUCUCGAAUUCUGUCAGAUCUGGAGCGGUUUUGCAAAGAAGAGUGCGCAAAUAUUGCCACAUCAAGAUGUGCCACGCUGAUAGACUCCUAGCCAAAAAGAGUGGGUGCUGUAAUAAAAGCCAAAGGUGCUGCAACAAAGUAUUAGUUUAAGGGUGUGCAUAUUUAUGCAACCAGGUUAUUUUAACUCCUCUAUUUUUUAUUUUUCCCCUUAAAGGUUUCAGUUUGUUUUUCAAUUGCAUUGUACAGGUUAUAGGUCACAUUAAGGGUGGAAUAAGUUAUGAAAAUAUUUAUCUUGCUGUCAUUUUCUUACAUUGCGAAAACCUGGCAGUUGAACAGGGGUGUGUAGACUUUUUCUAUCCACUGUAGAUCGACUCCAUGAACACAGCUUCUCUAAUUAUUUGGCCAAUUUUGAUCAUUAAACUCUAAGGUUACUGCUGCACUAAAUCUUGAGUUCAGUCUUGUCAGUGUGUAAUGAGCAUUAUUUUACACAAAAAUUUAUGAGUGGUCAUAAGAGCACAAGAUUAUAUAAUUGUUAAAGGAUGAUUUAACAAUUGUUUAUUUACUUUUCUUGUAGGUGGGAAAGGAUCAUGUUGCACCGAUCUACAUCAUCAACCUUCUCAUUUCAGACAUCAUUCAGUUCUUAAUCAUGAUCGUGGCAGUCUUAGACCCCAUAAUAAGAAUAAAAGAAAUGGGAGAAAUGGCUGUUCCAUUCAUGAAUAGACUCUAUAGUUGUGGAGUAAUGGCCAGUGUUUGCUUCAUGGUGUGUGUCUCUCUGGAAAGGUAACUAUCUAAAGUUUACAUGUGCACUACUUCAGUGUUUGAAAGUUAUGUUCUUUUAUUUUCCUGCACCUUCUCAGAGACUGUGUGUCUUUCUCAAACUGCAGGUACUUGGUCAUCGUUCACCCACUGUGGUACCGCUACAAACGCACUAUAAAGUUUUCUGUGACGGUCUGUGUCAUGGUCUGGGUCAUUAAUUUUGUCUUCACCUUUGCUGUGUUCCCCUGGGUUAAUGAAUCAGUCGAAAGACUCACCAUUUCCGUUUUCCUCCUCCUUCCUUUUCCACUGUUAAUAUUCUUCCUGGUCAGGACCUAUAAAGCCCUCUCUGCCUCUGUCUCUGUCAAUUCUGCAGAAAAACAAAGAAUUGUGGGAAUUGUGGUCUCUGUACUGCUCAUUCACACACUUCUGUUUCUGCCUAUCACCAUUUUGUUUCUUGUAGAGGGGGCUGGAUUUCACAUCAGUUUUUUAGCACUUAGCCUGUGUGAUUUAUUGAUAAGGUUGAGUCCUCUUGCAGACUUAGUUCUGUAUAUUUUCAUCAGAAAGGCCACCAUGGGCAAGCUGUUGGCCUCUGUGUGUUGUUGCAAAGCGGAGAGCAAUGACAGUCACACAUCUGCAGUGAAUAUUGACAAUGUGGUCCCACCAGAGGGCACUGAUGUGCAGGAAAUGUCUGAAGGUUUCUCUGUUCCUCACACAAUCACGCCACUUAAGUAGAAUGUUUAAAGAAAUAUCAUGAAAUAUUUGUAGUGCUGAUCAUGCAGAAGUCAGUUUCUUUCUCCUGAAAAAAGAAAAAAAAGUGUUGUUGUGAGUCUGCCCUCCAUCUGCACAGUGGUGAUUGUACAUACUGUUCAUACACCUGCUCAACCUGCACUUGACGUGUGCUCCAGAGACAUUCCCAUAGGUUGACUGGACUGGCACAAAGGUGGGCACUAUUGAGAUUUACUUAGUUAAUUAGUAGAGUUAAGUUUCAAUAAAAGGAACACACUGUUUUUUAGCCUCUCUAAACUUAAUACCUUAGCUAAGGUUAGAACCUAACCCUCUGAUCUGUAAGUUACAGAAACACCCUAAGACCUGCUUUUAUUUCCUUGCUUUUAAUUGUGUUUAACCUGUUAAAUUGUCUUUCUUUUUAUAACACUGUUUGAUGUAUAUGCUGCAUGUGUAUGUUGCCUUAUGUGUCAGCAUUUUCUUCAAACCUGCAACUGGAAGUCUUCUCUUCACAGUUGAAACUGGGACUUGCUUACUGCAACCACUAUUAAGCUGUGCUUGAAGCUGUUGUCCUGUGAGCCGCCUAUUACACAAGCUGUUGACGUUCAGAAACUUGUCUUCUGAUGCUGUUGUGGCUUUGGGUCUGCUGUUAGGAUAUGAUGUAAAUAUAGAGAUGGUUUGACUGAGUUGCGCAAAGAAUUAACAAGUGUGUUUAUUGCAGUCAUGUACUGAUGGAUAACAGGAAGAAGGAUAAAAGCUCCAGGGAGGCUAUAGAUCCCCCUGUACAGAGGAAAAGAUCAGUAUCCAUAAUAUGGAGGUUUCAGCUUUGUCUUUUCUUGAUAGUUGGUAAGUAAGAGGUUUUGCACUGGAUAGAGAUGUUCGUGUGCUGUUUUUGAAGGAAGUUGAUGAAAAAGGACAUGGGUAGAGUGUGCUCUGCGGUUAGAGCAUCUAAAAAAGAAGGGUGAUAGAACUUAGGAGGGUGUUAGUGAUUUGCGUCUAUGAUAAAUGCUUUUUUUUUUUUUUAGCUUAAGUAGAUCAUCUUUCCAGCAACAGCUAAACUGUAUGAUUGAAUGGUCGUGUGUUAGAGAUGAGUGUAGAAUGCAUAACACAACUUCUUAUUAGGUAAACACCUGGACCCAUCUAUGUGAGAGGUGAAGAAGAAACAUGAACCAGCCUACACACGAAGACAACAUCAAGUGUAGGAAACUCUUUGUCUAGACAGGCGGAUCCUCGACUCUAAAGGGUUCAAGGGAAAGUUAGUCGGGGCUCUGAAGCGCUCAGACCUCUUAGUUGUCUGUUUGGUAGGAUGAGCUAAUUUGAGCCCAAAGAUCUUUGUUUUCACAUUCUUGACUCAUUAAUAAAAUACAGCUUCAACUGAGAACUCUUCUGAAUCCUCGUCUACUCUUCUUCCCAUUAACCACCACGCAGGAAAAGGGUCAGGGAUAAUUAAGGAAUUAGAGUCAGAAAGUGAACAUGAGUCAGUACUGUUUUGUGUGUGUGUUUGGGAAAUUAAAUGUAAGAGAACCCAUUAAGGUGACAGGAAAACCACCCUUUUUCCAACAACUACCUGUAGCUUAUCUCAUGAUAUUUCCUGUUAUUUGAAGUUACUAAUUGAAAAAGACAUUUUAAUUAUCUUUCAAUGACAAGAAAUAACUUUGACUUGGAAAACAAAUAUAUGCCAGUAGCAAUUAGACCCUUGACAACUAGACAGUUGUUAAACCUGCUGAAGUAAACUAGUAAAACACAAACAAGUUAAUUUAUCGUUGUAGUCUGCUCUCCUAGUCCCAGUCUCCCCAGUCCCAACAUGCACACACUCCCUGCCUUUCUCCGCUGUUUCGUCCUCACCAUAUUUGUGUAUUGACUUGUUAUUUAUGUAUGUGUUGUAUGUUAUGUAAAAUGUUAAAUUAACUACAAACAUUUACGCCGCUUAUCAGUUUUUUUCAGCAGCUUGGCCUCAUAAGGAGGAAACUUGAUAUCAAGUCUAUUCGAUAUCUGGUUUCAUCAUCUCCUUAUCUCACUCUCAAGCACAAACUUGAGAUUCAUUAACUAAGAGCUGCUGAGCUCAACUUAAAACUCCAAAAAGGCAAUUCAGGCGAACUCGAUACGCACACAGUAAACUUAGAGAGCCAUGUAAAACAGAAGACAACGUCACAACAGAGAUCUUGAAAAUUAAAGAUUUUUGCAUGAUGUGCAAAAACACUAAACCUGAAUCAACUCAUAUUUACAGCCUUCAGGUGAUGUACACAACUGAAAAUCAUCCAGUACAAACAAAUAAAAAUUUAUGUGAAAUAAAACAUGUUUGUCUCUUUGGAGUAGGACAUGAAUAAUGAAUUUAGUAACAUGUUAAAAAAAGGUUUUUCCUUAUCACACACACACAGUUUGUGCUUAUGCAAUUUCUGCCUUCCCCAGUAACCACGAGGUCAACAGUGACAAAUAGUUUUUUGACUUCCUUAGAAGAAAAGUGAAGCAUCAUUAUAGACCUGAUGAGUGUGAUAGACAGUUUGGAAGCAAGGAAACAUCAGACACUGGUGCAAAGACUUCAUUCAGGUGAGAUCUAAAAACCACCAUUUAUAUUGGACUACCAACUAAACUUUGAAUGAACUAAACAAACAAGAGGAGCAGCGUUUUAUCUAUUUCUUAAGAAUUUGUGGAGAUCAUGGCCUCAUUUGUUUGUAUAUUUUUUUUCCCAUGAUCUCUUCAACUUCAAGUCAGACUCUGAAGAAUGGAAAAUAUCUACAAUAACACCACUUCACCAUCAGAAAACCAUAACGAUACAAUCUUGCUUGAAGAUCAGAACUACAAGAUUAAGAUUAAUGUUAUUAUGUAUGUUGGUACAUGCAUAAUCAUCUCUAUUGGCCUCCCCUUGACGCUCGUGACCAUCUAUGCUCUUUACUCUCUGGUAGGUACAAUAUGACUUCACUCAUUUACUGUCUCCGUCAUGUUUCUUUGAAGUAGUUUGUCUGUCUGUACAGGAUCUGGAUUUGAUUUUAGCUUUUACAUUGACCCAAAUUUAAUCAUGUGAGCCCGUACAUACUGAGAACACUUUCACUUAAAAUGCAAAAUAAGAAAAAGCAAAGGAAAGUCAGACAUAGUUGACUUUGUCUCUCACUUUGAUUCCAAAACGAUUGAAGACCAUGUGAAGUUUUGGAAGCAUUUAUGAUAAGCAAAUUAUGGAUGGACCUGAGCUGUGGAUGAGAAAAACAAUGCAAAAAAGUUUAUUUUUUUACUUAAUUUUGCACUCUGAGAAAGAAAAAAAAGUGGAAAUGCUAUGAACAACAUUGAAUCUUUAAAAAUGAAGUUAAAAAUACAAUUUUGUGAAAAAAGUCAUGACAUUGGAAAAUAAUGCACAUUUUUUUUCAACAGACUGCUUUACUCCAACAAAUCCAGCAGGAAAUGCUUACAGCCCAGUUGUUGAAGGAGGCAGACACCCUCACAUCAAACUUCCCUUUUGAGAUACAGGGCUCUAUUUUCGUGCCUCGUCAGCAUGCGCAGUGAAAGUCUGGUCCGCCGCACCAACAAGGCGUUCCCAAGCACGAUUUGAUAUUUUGACAAGCGGCGCAGCCCGACAUAAGUAUCCCCCCUCGCGAACUCAGCUCCUCCCAGCGGCGUUAGCCAUAGAGAAGGAGGAGAGAGGGCGUGGAGUGGGUUUAUUGGUUAAAUCUGAACACAGCCACACCCCCACACUUAUGCAACCACAUGAUCUCAGUUCUUUAUUUUUACUUCACCUCCCUGAAAGAUUUCUGUUUGUUUUUCAAUUGUGUUGUACAGGUCAUAGGUCACAUUAAAGGUGGAAGAAGUUGUGAAGUUAUUUAUCUUGAUUAAAUUUUGUACAUGACAAAACCUGGCAGUUGAACAGGGGUGUGUAAAUUCCAAAAAUGGCAUUAAAAUUGGAACCAUCUGUGCGUAAAUGACGCAUCGCGCUCCGUGGCCUGGCUCUUUCUUUCAUAGAUGUUGGCAUAUAAAAUAAAUUUGGCUCACAAAACUGAAUAUUAUAAUAUUCGUAUGUCGGCUUAAAGUAAAUAACUCAUCUGAUCACUGACACAAAUCAUCCGUUCAGUCGCCCCAGCUGCAGCAGGACGGGAGAGAGGACACGGAGACAUGUCCAGGUUGAGCUGCGCGAGAAAUAAGAGGAAGAGGAAGAAAGAAAAGGAGGGAGACAAAUUAAAUAUCUUGUUCACUUCAUCAUGUGUUUCUAUCUAGUCUACGAAAAUAUCAGCAUCAUCAGCACGGCGAGGCAUGAAAAUAAAGCCUUGCGUCUACAUGCACAAUCAAGUUACAGUCGAAGCUCGAUCAGGCCAUUUAACUGGACUUCUGUCCUUGUUCCAGUCCACAUGCACUAGACAAAAAUUGAGCUAUUGACAGAAGCAUGACCAUGUACACGAUGGUAGGUGACACCCUCCUUCAACUGUUAAAAACAAGUGUUCUCCCAAUUGACAUAUUGUGUUUCAAAACAGUCAGUAAAAAUGUUAACAAGAGGCAGACAAACAAAAAAUGUCCUUUUUUCAGCCCUGUACCAUUUGUUUGUACAAGAGGAAAAUGUUGUCUUUUUACUUUCUUUCUUCAUCUGUGGAAGUUUUCAUUUACUCCUCAGCUUCACAGUAACACAUCUGAUGAGUGCACAUAAUCUCUUGGACAGUUUCAGUCUGACUGAGCCGAUAUGACACAGUUAUAUGCACAUUUUCUUUCCCAUGUCACAGGAUGCUUUUGGGUGUUACAACAGUUUCUGGGGUUGGUCUUAUCAGGAAAAAAUCUUGUUUGCAUCAUAAACUGAUGUGAACAAGAUUGCUGAAACCUUUGAAGUGAAACAAACAUCCAGAAAACUUGAAAGGAUAUGGUUCUUCACAGAUGACACUCAAUUAUACCUACUACUGAAACCAGGAGAAGCCGCUCCGCUGAUUGACUACAACCAAGGGAGCAGAGCCAUAACAAGGAGCUUUGCCCUCUUUGGCUGUUUUCUGGCAUGCCCCUGGACAGGUGGCCAAUCAAAAGAAAGUAGGCUUGUGGAAUUGUGGAAUUCGAUUUCAGGUGGAGGCUGAAAUAAUGAUUAUUUAAUACACCAUCAGUGUGAAAUGAGCAUUAUUUUACACAAAAAUGUAUGAGUGGUCAUAAGAGCACAAGAUGUCAUAAUUGUUAAAGGAUGAUUUAACAACUGCUUAUUUACCUUUCUUGUAGGUUAGAAAGGAUCAAGUUUCACCGAUCUACAUCAUCAACCUUCUCAUAUCAGACAUCAUUCAGUUCUUAUUCAUGAUCGUGUGGGUCUUAGGCCCCAUGGAAAAAAUGGCUGGUCGGUUCGUGGAUGGAAUCUAUGAUUGUGGAGUAAUGACCAGUGUUUGCUUCAUGGUGUGUGUCUCUCUGGAAAGGUAAUGAUCUAAAUUUUAUGUGUGCACUUCUUUAGUGUUUGAAAGUUAUGUUCCUGUAUUUUCCUGCACCUCCUCACACAGUGUGUUUCUUUCUCAAACUGCAGGUACUUGGUCAUCGUCCACCCACUGUGGUACCGCUACAAACGCACUAUAAAGACUUCUGUGACAGUCUGUGUCAUGGUCUGGGUCACAACUAUUGUCUUCAACUUUGCUGUGUUCCCCUGGGUUGAUGAUUCAGUCGUAAAACUCACCAUUUCCGUUUUCCUCCUCCUUCCUUUUCCACUGUUAAUAUUCUUCCUGGUCAGAACCCUUAAAGCCCUCUCUGCCUCUGUCUCUGUCAAUUCUGCAGAAAAACGAAGAAUUGUGGGAAUGCUGGUCUCUGUGCUCCUCAUUUACACACUCCUGUUUCUGCCUAUCACCGUUAUGUUUCUUGUAGAGGGGGCUGGAUCUGACAUCAGUUUUUUAGCACGUAGCCUUUGUCGGUUAUUGAUAAGGUUGAGUCCUCUUGCAGACUUAGUUCUGUAUAUUUUCAUCAGAAAGGCCACCUUGGGCAAGCUGUUGGCCUCUGUGUGUUGUUGCAAAGAGGAGAGCAAUGACAGUCACACAUCUGCAGUGAAUAUUGACAACAUUUAG
Molecule: messenger RNA, 27319 nt
Organism: Xyrichtys novacula (pearly razorfish)
Lineage: Eukaryota; Metazoa; Chordata; Actinopteri; Labriformes; Labridae
Source: the annotation of a GenBank genome assembly